AAAACACACCAUGCAUACACAAUGCAGCAGGACAUGCAAAUCUAAAUCUAAAAUUAUUAAGAUUUCCAAUCGAUCUCCACUUCUUCUAUCUAUCGGCAACAUUAAUUAGUAUCACCAUAUCCAUCAAUACGGAUACAUAAUUAUCAGUUAAUGCAGGCCACGGUGCAUGUAUAACUACCGAGCACAUACACACCCUCUCUCAUCGUGUCUGACCAUGUCGUCCAGCAAGCAGGUUGUGGUGGCCACCGUCGCUCUAGCGCUGCUCCUCCACGCUUCACAUCUUGCAGCCGGAGCCGAAGGAGAAACGGUGACACCGUUGAGCACAUGCGAAACCCCGAUCUGCGUCCCCUGCUGGGGCAAGAACCAGGUCUGCAUCGCCGCUUGCGUUGCGUUGCGCUACACCGGCGGUUUCUGCAAUGGUGACACCUGCGUAUGCACCAAGCAGUGCCUUGCGGAAGCGGAAGCGGUGGCGGAGGCUGGUGGGCCGUCCCCGCCGCCCGUGCAGCCGCCGCCGCUCGGGAAGCGUGGGAUGGGAAUGCUCAAGUGAUGGACGAUUACGUAGCUUGUUGGCCGACAGAUGGCUGAGGCAUAUGUCAAAUAAACUCUCAUUGUUAAAACAUAAUAUAUUCUACUAGGUAUAUGUC
Messenger RNA from Zea mays, 644 nucleotides. RefSeq lists its product as uncharacterized. The transcript is spliced from 2 exons. The coding region runs from base 167 to 547 and encodes 126 amino acids. Lineage: Eukaryota; Viridiplantae; Streptophyta; Magnoliopsida; Poales; Poaceae. The record is from RefSeq and is a predicted model, not a curated record.